Molecule: messenger RNA, 1501 nt
Organism: Phoenix dactylifera (date palm)
Lineage: Eukaryota; Viridiplantae; Streptophyta; Magnoliopsida; Arecales; Arecaceae
Source: RefSeq, a predicted model, not a curated record
UUCUGGUGCACUUAAAUCUUUCCGGUGAACCAUCUACUCCUUCUUCCUAUCUUCUUUUCUUUUGGUUCCCCUUGAACACAUUACAUUCAGACGGUACACCUGCCUUGCUCUGCGCUCCCUAUAUUUCAUCGGAGUUGGUUUCAUCCCUUCAUCCCCUCCUCGCCCCCAAUGGAUCCUGACACCGAUGUCAAAUUCGAAUUCUUCCCCUUCAUUCGCCAAUACAGGAGCGGCCGUAUCGAGCGUUUCUACUCCGACGACCAAAUCCCCGCCGCCGUCAACGACGAAACCGGCGUCACCUCCAAAGACAUCAUCGUUGACCCGGAAACCGGCGUUUCUGUCCGCGUCUUCCUUCCCACUUUCGGCGACACCCGUCCAAAGAAGCUCCCGAUCUACGUAUACUUCCAUGGCGGAGGCUUCGUCAUCGGCUCCGCCUUCGGCCCCACCUCCCACCACUACCUCACUCCCCUGGUGGCCAAAGCCAACAUCAUCGCCGUCUCGGUGGACUACCGCCUGGCCCCCGAGCACCCACUGCCUAUAGCCUACGAGGACUCGUGGGCGGCGCUCAAGUGGGUGUUGUCCCAAGCUGCGGGCGGCGGCGCUGAGGCGUGGCUGGCCGAGCAUGGAGAUUUUGAACGCAUUUUCGUGGGCGGCUGCAGCGCCGGGGGGAACCUAGCGCAUCACAUGGCGCUGCGCGCUGGUGCGGCGGAGCUCGGACUUGGGGCGAGGAUACGAGGGAUGGUAUUGAUCCAUCCCUACUUCGGGGGGAGCGAUCCGUUUCCUUCCGAGUUGGUGGAUAAGGGGUUGAAGGAGAAGAUGGAUGGGAUGUGGGUGUUGGCUUGUCCCGGGACGGUUGGGAUGGACGACCCGCUGGUGAAUCCACUGGCAGAGGCGGCACCGAGCUUGAAGGGCUUGGGGUGCGAGAAGGUGCUGGUGUGUGUGGCGGAGAAGGAUGUCUUGAGGGAGAGGGGGAGGGCGUAUUACGAAGGGUUGAAGAGGAGUGGAUGGGGAGGGGAGGUGGAGUGGCUGGAGUCGGAAGGGGUGGGGCACGCGUUCCAUGUUCAGAAGUUCGACUGUGAGCAAGCUUUAGAGCUGAUGGAACGUACGGUGAAAUUCAUCAGUGGCAGCUGAAGGCUUUCUGGAUGCUGGAAAAAGGGCCGGUGAUGGGAAUGGAGAAAGAGAUGAUAAUUAAAUUGAUAGGAAUUGGUAGAUGGUUAAAUAUCUUCCAGCAUCCAAAGGAAAGCUCUUAAUUUCUAUGGUGCUUCUGGUAAUGGUGAAAUGAUUCCCAUAACAGAGAGUGCGUAUUGUUAGAUGGGAAACUAGGACUGAAGGGAAAAUGUUGUUGAUCUCUUUUGUUCACGUCAGUUAGUUGACUUUAAUUUCCUAUUUUAUGUUUGCCUGCAGUCUGCGUGUUCUGUAUUUAUCUUUUUGCUUAUAUUUUCCUUCGAGUUCCUUUCGUGGUUGAAAAUAAAAAUAUGAAUGGCUUUUGUGGUUGAAGCUUUCA